Cryptococcus amylolentus CBS 6039 is the source of this 1565-nucleotide messenger RNA. RefSeq lists its product as hypothetical. NCBI's taxonomy places the organism in Eukaryota, Fungi, Basidiomycota, Tremellomycetes, Tremellales, Cryptococcaceae. The record is from RefSeq and is a predicted model, not a curated record. The transcript has 2 exons. Bases 93 to 1115 code for a protein of 340 amino acids.
AAACAAUUCCACGUCAUCGCUUACUUAGACGGAGCUCUUCAACGUUGCUCUUUUCAGCACAGUUCUCCGACAUCAAGACUCUCAAUAUCGCCAUGUCCCAGCCUUUCGCGUCACCACUCUCCACACUCGACCCUCUUCCACCAGAGAUCAUCCAAGUCAUCUUCGGCCACCUCAUCAUUCUCUCUCAAAGCUCCAAGGCUCUCGCCUCGAGUCUUUCACGCACAUCCAAGCACUUUCUAUCCCUCAUAUCCCCCCAGCUCUACCGCCGAUUAUCGCUCUGCGCGUCGAAUGCGGCUCAAUUCUUCUACGGUCUGGAGGGUCUCCAAUCCGGAGAGCUGAGGCAUUUUGACGAAAGCUUUGGACGAGAUGGUUCAGGGCUGGAGGGGAAGAGCCUGGCAGAGAGGAGGCUGAUAUGGAUAGGGCUGGUCAGGGAGGUGGCAAUAGAGGACGCAGAGGCGCUGAAGGCGUGCUACAAGGCUGUCAAAGCGAUCGUCGGUCCUAAGCCUCAGCUACGACAAGGGCGUUUCCACGGCCGGACCCUUUUCUUCUGGGGCCGUGCCAAAGGCGAAGAAGCCACCCUGACCUUGUCUUCUCACCUCUGCGAGACGUUCGGCUCUGCAAAUCCCAACAACGCCCCUUACGUCUUUCCCAUACUCUACGCCCUCGCACAAUUUUGCUCGCUCGUGAUCGACCUCCCACAUGACCUCGAGCGUAUGAUGGAAAGCUCGAUACCGGCUUUCCAUGCCAUGUGUCGGGGCCUCGCUCCCUGCGUCAAGAGCGUCACGGUCAACAACUACCGGGCGACGCCAUUCGAAGCGAAGACCAUCUACGCGAGCGGCUUCUUCUCCUUCUUCGACUCAUCCCUCAGCGGGGGACGACUUUCCACAGUGCGUCUGGUGCUAGCUCCAGGAAGUGAGCAGCUGCAGGAGAUGCUGCAUAUAGCAAGGCUCGCUGCCAGCGCUGCUUUGCCCGAGGUCACCAUCGCCUUCGACAACUACCAGCUACAACCAGGAGAGACGAAGAUGCAGAUACAACAAGCGGUCGAGGAAGCUCAUGAGAGGGCUGAGGAAGAGAGCUGUAUCGUCAGUCUGGGAGUGGCUUUCAAAGUGUUGUGACUUGAGUGAUUGAAGGUUUAGGGGACUGGACGACGGUCAUUGGAUAGACACGUCCUAUAGCCUCCCCAUAAGUCAGCCACCUUUCUCCACCAAAAUCGCCACCAGCCUCGUCUCAACCACGUUCACAUAUCCCAGGACCGCGAUUGCCAUCCCUCGAACUGGACCGUGACACUGAGAAAUGCACCCUGGAGACGCAGAGAGAUAGUGCGCAGGCCCAGGGUGUGAAGAUCUUAUUGAUCGGUCGACAAGACAUGGACGUGCUCCUGGGCUGCACGGCUAAUUGGAGAUGGACUUCGGCCGUUAGAGACUUUUGGGAUGGGCGCGGGAAAGUCCAGGGAGAAAGGUGUUGAUAUGACUGAGGAGAGGGGUUGAAAGUACAGAGAGGCUGGAGGGGGCGAGGGGGUCGGAUUUUGGAUUUACGAUGCUUUGUCGGCAUGAAUUGCUUUUUCG